This is a messenger RNA of Clonostachys solani, 669 nucleotides long. NCBI's taxonomy places the organism in Eukaryota, Fungi, Ascomycota, Sordariomycetes, Hypocreales, Bionectriaceae. The record is from the annotation of a GenBank genome assembly.
AUGGCAGGGAUCAUAGUUGAGACUCCGAGGCUGCAGCUAAUGCAGCUCAAUUCCAACGCGGAGGGCAGCGUGCACUUGGACUUGUUCCACAAUGUCUGGCGUGACAAACAGGCCACCCAGUGGAGUCCCCAUGGCCCGUGUGAAAACAAGAUAGCUAGCCAAGCUUGGAUGGCAGGUGUGAUACCUUCAACGACAGCAGAUCGAUCCGGCGAACGUGUUUGCUAUGCAGUACUUCUCCGGCAAAAUAGACCAGAAGUUAAAGGCCACGGUACCGUGGAUGAUGAUGGGUCAGAAAGUAUCGGCAUCCUCACACUGCUACCUUCAGAACUGAUCAAAGAGGGGUUGCUGGGCAGCCCAAAAAUCAACGACGCGAGCCGAGCUAUUGGCCUUGAGCUUGGAUAUUUGUUCCUACCGUCAGCAUGGGGCAAGGGCUUUGCAACGGAAAGCAUCAAAGCCUUGUUGGAACAUUACUUCAGUGAAAAGAGGAAGAGUAACCCUCAGGUGAUGAUACAAAUACAAGCAAACGUACACCACGACAAUGUUAGAAGCCUCAAGGUUCUUUAUAAGCUUGGUUUCAGUACUUUAGAGACAGUAGUAGGCGAAGAUGUAGUUUUUAUUGGAGGGGCGAGCCGGAAUAAGUCUGUGGUCAAGCUUUGGAAAGCUCUAUAG